GGUCCAUUUUGAUGGCUGGGAUAGUAUUUAUGAUUAUUGGACGGAUGUAGAUAGUCCUGAUAUCCAUCCGGCAGGCUGGUGUACAAAAACUGGACACCCUCUUCAGCCUCCACUGAGUCCCUUGGAGUUAGUGGAAGCUUUGGAGCAUGGAGGAUGUCCCACAGCAGGAUGUAAAGGAGUUGGGCAUGUUAAAAGAGCAAGACAUAUUGGCCAUCAUAGCGCAGUCAGCUGCCCAUACUCUGAGAUGAACUUGAACAAAGAAAGCCUCCUACCUGAUCGGCUCAGUGGGGAGUUGCCUGCAGCCAACCAUGUCCCCAGAAGCAGAAGAGUGGAAGCAAGGGAAAGAUCCCCCUCUCCUAUAAUCAAUGACAGAAAAUGCCCAAGCCCUGGACACAUAGGCACAAAAUCUGCAGCUCAUAAUCGAUCAUCUGGGAAAACUGUAUCAGAAACAGCUAAGCAGGAGGACAGAGAAAGUGCAUCUCCUUGCAAGAAGCCCCAGUUAUGUGAUGUGAAAGAAAAGAAGCCACCUGGAGGAGUGCAGACAAAGGACUCUGUAAAGAACAAAGAGUGUGAAGAAAAAGAGACAGGAAAUAAUCUGCUCAUUUCAAAUGAAAUUAAAGUUAUUGAAGAACCCAAUACCCAGAGGUUUCUGUCUCAACCAGUUGUUGUGUCAUCAAAGCUGCAAAUCCCUGGCCUCCCCUUGCGCUGGGAACAGCAAAGCAAGCUCCUGCCAAGUGUAGCUGGGAUCCCAGCCAGUAAAGUUUCUAAGUGGAGUACAGACGAGGUCUCUGAAUUUAUACGGAGUUUACCAGGAUGUGAAGAACAUGGCAAGGUAUUUAAAGAUGAGCAAAUUGAUGGAGAAGCAUUUCUGCUAAUGACCCAAUCAGACAUAGUCAAAAUAAUGAGCAUUAAACUGGGACCAGCCCUAAAAAUCUUUAAUUCCAUUCUGAUGUUCAAAGCUGCAGAGAAAAACUCACACAAUGAACUUUGAAGAUAAUGGAAAACGUGUACAAGCCAGCUUCCUCCACUGGAGCUCAUGUUUUAUUCAAAGCACAAAGACUCACCAGAAUUAUUGAGUAAGGACUCUCAGAAAGGAAGAAAAGUAUGUUCUGCACUGGUGGACUAUUCAUAUUCUCUUAGAGCCAGUAUACAUCUGAAUCCUUCUGGGAAGUGCUCACGCUUUUAAGAAGGUACUUUUUAACAGCCAAGUCAGCUAGUCUUAUUUACCAAACUAAUGGCGCUAAUUCUCCAUGGAGGGUUAGGAUCUCUAACGCUCUCUGGUCAUCAAGAAAAAAACCUUCAUUGAUUAUUUAUGCUGUAUUAUAUAAGGGAACAUUAAUAUUUUCUAAGAAUUCCUGAAUUCUGCUUCGUGUACCCAUUUUACUUUUCGGUAGCUAUUAUUUCUUACCAUCGAAAUAAAAAGUGAUUAGCCAAAAAUUAGGCUAUGGGUAGCCAAAUGAGACUGUUAUGGCUAAUGCAAAUUUGUGCCAUAGUUUAAAAAUGAAACAGUUAAUGUUACAUAUGUGACACUUUAUGCUACAGCAUAUAACUUUACAGAUUAUAAAACUGUCUGUUUGCUUGUAACAAAACAAACCUUGUUGGGGUUGAAAUUAUAAUGCUUUUUUGAUAACUGAAUGUUUUUACUUUUGCACGAUUACAAAAAUGUUAUGUGAGUUUUUCCACCAGCAUCUUUAAUGUAUUUUACCAAAAGAUCAGUAUAGAGAAGGCUGCAACUGAAAAAUAAAGUUUGACUUCAUAGAAGACAUUCAUUUAUGCUGCACAAUAGAGCCCCAGCCUUUUACAUGGGAGCCUGCUUACAGUCCUUCCACACAUGAAGGAAAAUACAUGUAUUUUGAGGUAAGACUAUUAGCAAAAAAAGAAAAUAUAUUUAUUCAUGUCUGCACAUGCUAGUCUCCAGUAUACUUACCAAAACAGUGGAGAAAAACAGUGUGCUAAAGCUAGGACUGCUACUCUGGCUUCAUAUGCAACAUAAGCUUGUAUUCCUAGUGGUGGAAGGAUUAUUUAACACACCACUUCCUAGUUGAAAAAUCUGAUUUAUAAAUGAAGCAUAGCCAGAAAGCCAAAGCAUGGAGGAAAAAGCUACUUAAACACAUAUCCUGCAUAGGCAUGAACUAGGUAAAAGGCAUGGGUUUCACCAGGUCAUUAGCAAGGCUGCAGAUUCCACUAGCAGGUACUUGGAGGCUUAUUAUGUCAGGGAAAUUUGUUGCACUUGGUAUAUAUACGUAAGAUGUAAACCGGAUGCACUUUACACUGGAGAAAGCCUAGCUACUAAUAUACCAGAAUUUUGCUUUUACAAGCAGAGAGAGAAGAGUUGGAUCAAGCUUUUGGCAGCCCUCUUCUUAGUACUGAGGUGGGCAGUUGCUUAGUCUGUAGUUAAGAACAGUGUUUCCACUGCACAGAACUUGGAGAAUUUUAAAUCUUCCCAGAGAUUUUGCUAGGCUGUUCUUUGGCUGAAGUUCCUUAAGAUUUCAAGAACCCUUUGUGCCCCUUCCAGAUCACACUGGUGACUGGUACCUGCCAUAAUAUGAGGUAAAACAGGGUCAGUAUGAAGUAAGUUGCAUUGCUCUAUUAAUUUCCUUCCAUAGCAUUGCAUAAAUAAUAUUUUUACAUUUUGUUCAAUAUUUGUACAGUCAAAUUGCACUCUUAUUGUACUACAAUACAAAUAAAACCUGAAUUGGA
Molecule: messenger RNA, 2700 nt
Organism: Meleagris gallopavo (turkey)
Lineage: Eukaryota; Metazoa; Chordata; Aves; Galliformes; Phasianidae
Gene: L3MBTL3
Product: L3MBTL histone methyl-lysine binding protein 3
Biological process (GO): negative regulation of DNA-templated transcription
Cellular component (GO): nucleus
Molecular function (GO): histone binding; zinc ion binding; chromatin binding
Source: RefSeq, a predicted model, not a curated record